UGGCCGACGAGACACCCAAAGAGCAACGCAGAGAUCUCGGGAGUGUAUGAAGCUGGCCGUUAAGUUCGGGCUCCCUUCGCCACGCAGAGUCAGCCAGCCUACGUGAACGAACCAUGAGUACAUCAGAGUGCUUGGAUCGAAUGGAGCUCUGUGAAAGUCUCUUGACAUGGAUCCAAACAUUUGGAGUGGAAGCACCGUGCAAGACGGUGGAAGAUAUGACCAGUGGUGUCGUAAUGGCUCAAGUCCUGCAGAAAAUAGAUGCAUCAUAUUUCAAUGAUGCUUGGAGUAGCAGAAUCAAGCCAGAGGCCGGGGACAACUGGAGGUUAAAGGUCAGCAAUCUAAAGAAAAUCCUGAAAGGGAUACUGGACUAUUACCAGGAAGUCUUAGGUCAACAAAUCAAUGAUUUCACACUACCCGAUGUAAACUUGAUAGGAGAACACUCUGACGCGGCAGAACUUGGGAGAAUGUUACAACUCAUACUGGGCUGUGCUGUCAACUGCGAGCAGAAACAAGAAUACAUCCAGACCAUAAUGGUGAUGGAGGAAUCCGUGCAGCAUGUUGUCAUGACCGCCAUCCAGGAGCUGAUGAGUAAAGAGACUGCAGUCGCCCCAGGAGGAAAUGACUCGUAUGUAGAUCUAGACAGAGAGCUGAAGAAGACGAUCGAGGAGCUGAGCGAUGCUUUGUCAACCAAGGAAGAGAUUGCCCAGAGGUGUCGUGAGCUUGACUUGCAGGCCCUCCAUGCCCAAGAGGAGCGUGAUAGACUGAGGUUAGACUUAAAUGAGCUAGAAGAGAGGGUAGCAGCUCUGCAAGAGGAGAAGAGCAGUCUGUUGGCAGAAAACCAGGUCCUCAUGGAGAGACUCAACCAGUCGGACUCCAUUGAAGACAUAAACAGCCCCGCUGGACGAAGACAUCUCCAGUUGCAGACACAGCUGGAACAGCUACAGGAGGAAACCUUCAGGCUGGAGGCGGCAAAAGACGACUACCGGAUCCGCUGCGAGGAGCUUGAGAAAGAGCUCCUGGAUGUAAAGUCCCAGAAUGAAGAACUCACAGCUCUGGCAGAUGAAGCCCAGUCUCUCAAGGAUGAGAUGGAUGUCCUCAGACACUCAUCUGACAAGGUGUCCAAACUGGAGGGCACGGUGGAACACUACAAGAAGAAACUGGAAGACAUGGGGCUGCUCAGGAGACAGAUUAAGCUUCUGGAGGAGAAGCACACCGUGUUAAUGCAGACCAAUGUCAGCCUGGAGGAAGAGCUUCGAAAGGCCAAUGCUACCAAGGGCCAGCUGGAGACCUACAAGAGACAGGUUGUUGAACUUCAGAACAGGCUCUCAGAAGAGUCUAAAAAGGCCGACAAGAUGGAGUUUGAGUACAAACGAGUCAAAGAGAAAGUGGACUCUCUACAGAAAGAAAAAGACCGCAUGAGAACAGAGAGAGAUUCGCUGAAGGAAACUAUCGAGGAACUCCACUGCGUCCAGGCCCAAGAGGGACAGCUUACAUCAAGUUUGUUCCCACUAGGGGGCAGCGAAGGCUCAGAUUCGCUGGCUGCUGAGAUCACCACUCCAGAAAUUCGAGAACAUCUGAUCCGUCUUCAACAUGAAAACAAAAUGCUGAAACUGGCCCAGGAGGGAUCUGACAAUGAGAAGAUCGCUCUGCUCCAGAGUCUGCUAGAAGAUGCCAACAGAAGGAAAAGUGAACUGGAGACAGAGAACAGACUGAUCAAUCAGCGAUUGAUGGAGGAGCAGAGCCAGGUAGAAGAGCUCCAAAAGACUGUCCAGGAACAGGGUUCAAAAGCAGAUGAUUCAUCAGUUCUGAAGAAGAAAUAUGAUGAACACGUGGAGAAAUUACAAGAACUGAACAAUGAGUUGCUGAAGAAGAACGCCCUCAUCGAUGAAAUGGAGCCAAAAUACAACGCCAGCUCCCAACGGGUGGACGAUCUUGAAGAGGCGCUGAAGAAAAAGGACGAAGAGAUGAAACAGAUGGAGGAGAGAUACAAGAAAUAUCUGGAAAAAGCAAAGAGCGUUAUUCGGACGCUGGACCCGAAGCAGAACCAGGGAUCCGGUCCAGAGGUUCAGGCUCUCAAAAACCAGCUGCAGGAGAAGGAGAGAAUGCUGCACUCCCUGGAGAAAGAAAUGGACAAGACAAAAGUCCAGCGAGAUCACGAGGAGAAACUGAUUGUUUCAGCCUGGUACAACAUGGGCAUGACUAUGCAGAAGAAGGCGGCUGAAGAGCGACUUGCCAACUCCGGCUCUGGCCAGUCCUUCCUGGCUCGACAGAGACAAGCCACCAGCACACGGCGCUCCUACCCGGGCCAUAUCCAGCCAGCUACCGCAAGAUCCAUGAGCAAUAUCACUGCAUGACUGGUACGCCAGUGAGCUGCUCCUAGCCUUGUGCGGCGUGGCCUUGUCCCCCCCCCGUGGCCCGUUUUCACCCUGGGCCAGGCUGGGCUGAGGCACCCGAUGCAUGAACCUGCCUGCAUACUGUUUGCAUGACCUCUGUUGUACUGUCAAGCCUGCAAAAUAACCGGCCCCUCUGUCAGCCGCAGCAGCAUGAGCACUAACAACUCUACUGCACUGUCAUGCAUCAUAACCUCCAGGCAAGACUGGCGAGGGAUUCGGGAUUCCGAAAAGAAAAAUUCUCCUUGCUCCUGUUGAUUCGCCUUUCCACCUUUUUAUAGUGAUGCUCUGACAUUACUGUCUCCAUCUUCCCUCCUUCAUACCUUCCAAUCCCGCUGUCGCCCCUAAUGGACACGCCCACUCAUGCUUUCACAUUAAACAAGUCGGUCACGAUGCAGCGUGUGUUACAAACAUCCCUGAAGGGAUCCGAGUACAGAAGUGUUUCCUGCCGAUCAAGCUGUCAGUCCACCAAGCCCUCUCUGCAGUAUUUGGGAAGAUCUCGUCUUUGGCUGGCUCCGUCAAGAUGCCUCAAUGACAUAUUUCCAUAGAUAGUUUCAGUUUACAUGACUUGGAGGCGUAAUGUAUCAUUUAAGAGGUAUAGCCUGCAAACCGGUCUGACUUAGGAAUGCGUCGUUUCCCCUUUAAACUGUUACAUUAGAUGUUAGACCUCUUAUUUGUUGAAUUGGAUCCAAAAGGUUUUUAAAAUUGUAUUUAAAUCCAAGUGUUGAUCGCAGCAGUUUUUGGACAAAACAAAAAGAUACGGGGCGUUACUCUGUUGCCUUGUUUUUAUGAGCUGAGGAUGGUAAACUAUGUGUAUUGUAUUAAUAGUCUUGUUACAGAUGUGCUUUUAUUUGCGUUAAAAGCCCUCAUUAAGCCUACUCUCUUUCGAGCCCUUCUAUAUUAGGAAAGUUUUAAGCUUAAAUUAUUUUUCCAGUGUAGACCACAUUUUUUUAUAGAAGAUUGUAAUUAUCAUUUGCCUUUUGGCAACACCAAAAAGCUUCUGUUCCCUUUUUUUUAUGAAAUCAUUCAGAAUUGCGGAUUACAGUAUUAGAUUAAAAGGUGUGCGUUUGCUUUGGCAGGCCAAUGUGCAGUCCAUUUGCUUUAGGCCGACACGUCUAAUCAGUGAAAGGAUGUAGAAAAGGGAAAAAUAGGUUGCAUUAUUAAAACUUCCUUUAAGGAAAACUCAAAACCAAUGAGAGUAGAAGUCAGUUUUUUCAGUAUUAUCACAGAGCUAGAAGAGUUACAGUAUCAACAUAGGUUGGCAUUAUUUGAUCGUGGAUUAAGAUGCAGUCUGUCCACUUUUUUAGGUAAAAUCUGAUGCUUCUGUCAGUUGUAUAGUUUUUCCCAGUUUAGUUAGGCUUUACUUAAAUUUUAUCUUCCAGAGUUUAUUUGGAAAUCUAUGGACAAGAACUUGUCCAGAAUCUGAGACUGUUGCGUUUUUUUUUCUUCCGAAGUUCUGAAACCUAAAAGUGAGAGAUGGUUGAAUCCUCCAAUUGAGUGCCUUUUGUUUAUAUUAUCAAAAAGCUUUUAUAUUUGAAUUGAAAAAGUCAUGAAAUUUUAAUAUUUAAGGCACUAAAACUCGGUUUGGCUAUAACUUUGACACAAUAACUUAACUGUAAGGUUGUCUUAAUGAGAGCUUUUCUCCCCAACUGUUUCUGUUUUACUCAUAUUUCUUCUGUUGUGUAAUCUUAGUUUAAUCCAUACCAUUGCAUUUGAUCCUAUUUGCUUAUUUAUUUAUUCUUCUUUUUUUGGCUUGUACAGCAGUGUUAACAUUUUUAGUAGUAUUAUAUAACCAUUUAUAUUGUUACAAUAGAUGUAAUUAAGAUCAAAAUACUGUUAAAUAACUUAUGCAACAAAAGGAGAAGGUUUCUAGUAUUAAAGCAUUUGUCUCCAUAUAUAAUCUAGGAGUGAAAGUUACGGUUUCUGUACCAACAGUGUUUACAGGGGGGAAAAAAAAGUUCCUUUUUAAAAAGAAAAAAAAACACUGUGCAAAUAAAUUUGCAUUUGUAUUUGAGUAUGAUGGUUUUUCUCUUGAACAAAAACAUUUUAAUUCACUCAUCGGUAUGAUUUGCAGCAGGACUUUAGACAUUUAUUGAAGAUGCACGUGAGAUUACUCUGAUGUGAUGAUAGCAGGGCAAAUGGUAAUCUAAUAAAACUGUUUUCCCAAAACUGGGUGUUGACAUAACAUUUACAGACAUAGAUGACUCUCGAGAUUCCAAAUUUUUUUUUUUUUUUUUUUCAAUGUGAAAUAUUUUUGUAAAUUGUGCGACGUUAAACGUUUUGUACUGCAAUCAAUGCGACCCGGACCUCUCCUGACCGUCCGUCCUCAGAACCUGGUUUGUAUAUAAUGGAACCCAUCCGCAUUGUGGUUGAAAUUUCUUUCAGGGAUUUGGGCAAACCUGUAAUCUUAUGAAUACUUGUCUGAAGAGGGAGAGAAAAAAAAAAAGCAGGCUGUCUUGUUUCCUCCGUUCAUCCUCAUCAAACCACCCACUGUAAUUUUGUCUUUGCAUAUCGCCAAUCCAGGUGGUGCCAGUUUGUUUUCCUUUUCAAUGCAAGUUUCUUGGCAAUAAAGAAGGAAAAAAUAAAAACAUGUCUUGCCGCCGAAACUGUUACUUUAAAUCUCACUUCAAUGUUUAAGCACAUAUAUUUUAUAUAACCAUGCAGGAACCCCUUGAAAGCUGUCAUGUCUGUAUAUUUUUACACGCCUAAGUUAAAAUAAAAGCCUAGUAUUCCCGAGAGUUUUUAACUUGGCUGGUAAUAUUACUGAGGCUCUGUCAAAAUGUACAGUAUUAGGAAGAUGGAAACGAGCAACAAGAGGCCUUGUCUGGUUAUUGUCCAACGAAUUGCAAAGUAGCAACUAAUGUCCUAUUUGCCAAUAUUUUAUAUGGCUUGUAUAGAAAGACAAAUUGUAUAUAACAUUUGUGGUGGUGUCAUAGGGCCGUGUGAAUAUUUACAAUUGACCAAAUAAAAUAACAUGUCUAGUUAGGUGAAUUUCAUCUCAUUUCGUCCAACAAUGGACCCUGAUGAUGAAAAGUUUCUUCCGACAUGAAACCUAGAAACCACGUUUGUAAAUAAAGCUUGUAUAAAACAUG
This is a messenger RNA of Fundulus heteroclitus (mummichog), 5482 nucleotides long. RefSeq names its product hook microtubule-tethering protein 3 (gene hook3). The coding region runs from base 114 to 2354 and encodes 746 amino acids. Gene Ontology annotation, cellular component: centrosome; cytoplasm. The record is from RefSeq and is a predicted model, not a curated record. Gene Ontology annotation, molecular function: microtubule binding; dynein light intermediate chain binding. The transcript has 26 exons. Gene Ontology annotation, biological process: cytoskeleton-dependent intracellular transport; cytoplasmic microtubule organization. Lineage: Eukaryota; Metazoa; Chordata; Actinopteri; Cyprinodontiformes; Fundulidae.